Molecule: messenger RNA, 2025 nt
Organism: Adineta steineri
Lineage: Eukaryota; Metazoa; Rotifera; Eurotatoria; Adinetida; Adinetidae
Source: the annotation of a GenBank genome assembly
AUGGAGAUAAAUUCAGCCGUUAAUUUUAAAGCACGAUUACAACGUUUAAUAGCAUACCAAGAUAUUUUUGCACGCAAUAAUCUUUUAGCACAACGUAGUUGUGAUCAAGAAUUCAGUGCUUUUCUCAAAUUUCAUAAUGAUCUUCGUCGUAAACAUGCUGAUUUACGAUCAUAUACCGAACAAAUGGAUCGAUAUGUUGAACAAUAUCGAACAGAAUUAGCACGAAAGGAUAAAAAAAUACAAUCGCAAAGUUCACAAAUUCUUCGUUUAACUCAACAUAAUAAACGUAGUAAUGAACGCUUAAAUGAAUUACAACGAUGUCUAGAUCAAAUUAGAGGUACAAUAACUGGACAAAAUGCUUUUGAUCAAUUACGCGACAUACUUCGUGAUUCUGCCAUAUCUGAAAGUGAAACAACAACAGAUUUAUCGGAUAAGAAUUGUACUGGCGAAGAACUUGAUUUUGAUAAUUUAAAUAAUUUACCAAAAGUUGUUAGUCAAUCAACAGGUGUUGGUGGAAUCAAACGAGGUAUUAAUUCAAUUGAUCCUAUUGAUUUCAAACGUCCAAAACAUGAUGAAUCUCAUCCAAUUGGUCGUAUUGUUGCAACAACAACAACAACAGUUGAUAUGAAUGAUUUAAAUAAUGGACCUGUUGUAAUAACAUCAGAAAUUCAUCAUGAAGAACAACAACAUCGAGCAACUACAAAUGUUGCUGAUCAAUUAGGUGCUUCACCUUAUUCAAAUAUAACUGUUGGAAGAGCACAAGUUGAACAAUAUGCAUCUCCAAUGCGUGUACCAGCUCGUCAUUCAUUAUCAAGUCAACAAAGACCAAAACAAAAAGUACGAAAACCAUCAAAACAAUGGCUUGAAAAUAAAUCAGAGGAAUCUGAAUUAAGUACAGAUGAUAUUUUUUGGUCCAAACAUGAUGAAGAUCAACAACAACUUCAACAAGCUCUUUAUCCAUCAUUACCAAAAUUAACUAGUCCACCACCAGCACCACAACAUCAACAACAACAAAAAGCUUUAACACCAUCAACACCUAUACAACAAAUUGCAACACCAACUAGUCUAAUGAAAUCAAGUCCAUCAAGUAUUGGAACGUUACGUGCACGUGCACAUAAUUUUAUUUCAAGAAAUAUACUUAUACCUGAAACAUGUUGUGUGUGUCUUAAACGUAUUCAUUUUGGUAAAUUAGCUUAUCGUUGUCAAGCAUGUAGUGCUCUGUGUCAUACGGGCUGCAAAGAAAAUUGUGCAACACUUUGUUUACCUAAUAUUAAAACACCAAAUCGCGGUGCUGUAUCAAAAUUUACAACACGCGAAACAAAUCAGUUACAAGUACCUGCUUUACUUGUACAUUGUAUUAAAGAAAUUGAACAACGUGGAUUACAAGAAGUCGGAAUUUAUCGAUUGAAUGUCGUUGAAGGUCAAGUAAAAGAUCUUAAAGAACGUAUAUUAAAAUCACGUACAGGCUUAUUUGAUUUAUCACAUUACAAUGAUAUACAUUUAAUUUGUGGUGUAGUUAAAGAUUUUCUUCGUUCAUUAUCUGAAUCAUUACUUACAAAUGCUUUAUGGAAAACAUUUGCAAAUGUUAUUGAAGAAGAAUCAGAUUUUGUUAAACAACAAAAAUUUGAUGAACUUAUACAACAAUUACCAAAACCAAAUCGUGAUACAUUAGCAUUUAUGAUUCUUCAUUUACAACGUGUUGCUGUAUCACCACUUUGUCGAAUGCCAAUACUUAAUUUAAGUCGAACAAUGGGACCAGCAAUUAUUGGUUAUUCAUCAAAACAUGUAACUGGUAUUGACAUUGUUGGUGAAACAUAUAAACAAACAAAAAUACUUGAAUUCUUUCUUAAAAUGCCAAAUGAUUAUUGGUCUAAAUUUUUACUUGAAAAUGAUAAUAAUGAACCAUCUGCACCAGUUCAUAAACAUAAUAUUGGUACACCUAUUUUAACACGUCAUCAACAUUAUCAAAAUACACCUCCGACUACUUAUCCAGCACCAUCGAAUACAUUUUUUUCUCCACUUUAA